Molecule: messenger RNA, 41647 nt
Organism: Fopius arisanus
Lineage: Eukaryota; Metazoa; Arthropoda; Insecta; Hymenoptera; Braconidae
Gene: dpy
Product: dumpy
Exons: 55
Coding region: 1-41532 (13843 amino acids)
Cellular component (GO): extracellular region; nucleus
Molecular function (GO): calcium ion binding; zinc ion binding; peptidase inhibitor activity
Source: RefSeq, a predicted model, not a curated record
AUGAAACAUCUUUGGCCGUUGGUGGCGUGGAUUCUCCUGUCCUCGUGUCCGGCGGAUUCCAUCAAAGGAAUCGGACGUGGAUCGAGGCGGGAGGUAUUCUUUCUAAAUCUUGAAGACGGAUAUUUCGGUUGUCAAGUUAAUGCGUCGACGGAUGUUCUGCAAUUGCUGGAGCUGUCGAGACUGUGUGACGGAAAAAACGAUUGUUACCUCGGUGCCGACGAGGACCGGGCCACACUGAAGUGCACAGACGAUUGUACAAAAGACGAUGGCACAAAAUGCCAGAAUGGGGUGUGCCUUGACUCGGUGUGCCACUGCAACGAUGGCUUCGGCGGAUGCAAUUGUCAAGUGCCAGAUGAAAACGAGUGUAAGUACAGGCCCUGUGAUAUUUUUGCCCACUGUACGAACACCCUGGGUGGUUUCCACUGCUCCUGCUACCCCGGCUACAGCGGUGAUGGUUUCACCUGCGAAGACAUAAAUGAAUGCGAAGAUCCAGUGUUGGCAGGACGAUGCGUUGAUAAUGCCGAGUGUUGUAAUUUGCCGACAAAUUUUCUGUGCAAAUGCAAGACAGGAUUCACUGGUGAUGGUGAGAUACACUGCGAUGACAUCAACGAGUGUCAAUACGAGGGUACAUGCGGUGUAAAUGCAAUCUGUCAAAAUACCAUCGGUAAUUUCACCUGCAAUUGUCACGAAGGAUUUACGGGUAAUCCCUACAAAAGCUGUGAAGACAUAAACGAAUGCGCGUACGCCAACACUUGCGGUCGAAAUGCGAAUUGCAUUAAUCUGGUAGGUGCCCAUCGUUGCGAGUGUCUUGAAGGAUUCGAGGGUAGUCCUGAUUCAGGUUGCACCGAUGUUGACGAAUGCACGAGAAGUCCCUGCGGACGUUCAGCAUUAUGUACGAAUAUCGAGGGAAACUUCAGGUGUUCAUGCCCAGAUGGAAUGGACGGCGAUCCCUUCACAGGCUGUCACGACAUCAACGAGUGUGAGCUGAGCAGUCCCUGCGGAAAAGACUCGCAGUGCGUUAACAAAGAGGGCGGUUUCGAGUGUCAAUGUCUCCAUGGAUUUCAAAAAGAUCCUAUUCUCGGUUGUAUCGACGUUAACGAGUGCUCGAGGGACAAUACCUGCGCUGCUAAUGCCAAAUGCAUUAAUAUCCCAGGAUCGUACAAGUGCAUUUGCCCUCAGGGAUUCGUUGGACAGGGUCUCAUCCACUGCGAGAAUGUUAACGAAUGUAAGAAAAAUCCGUGCGGUGAGAAUGCCGAGUGUAUCGAUACCCUGGGAAGUUUUCAAUGCAGAUGCAAACAGGAUUACACUGGAGAUCCGUUCAAUAAGUGCACUGAUAUCGACGAAUGCAAUGUCCUGGAGAAUCCCUGCGGUGUUAAUGCUGUAUGUAGGAAUGCUGUGCCAGGUUACAGCUGCGAGUGCCCACCAGGAUACACCGGCAAUCCCAAUCCAUCAGUUGCUUGUGAUCAAACUGACGUAACAACUCUCUGCAAAUCGAAUUUCGACUGCGUCAAUAACGCGGAGUGCAUCGAGGGUCAGUGCUUCUGCAAGGACGGCUUCAAGGCCAGUGGUGCUGAAUGCAUGGAUGAGAACGAGUGUGCAGCAAAUCCCUGUGGUCCAUCAUCGGUAUGCACAAAUACCCGAGGAAGUUAUCACUGCGCCUGUGAGACCGGUUUCAUCGGUACUCCACCGCAUGUACCAUGCAAAGCUCCAUGCGAUGAUGUAACAUGUGGUGAGCACGCAUACUGCAAGCCUGAUGGUCACGAGGCGUACUGUAUCUGCCAGGAUGGCUGGACCUUCAAUCCGAAUGACAUAUCAGCCGGUUGUGUCGAUAUAAAUGAGUGCGACGCUGUAAAUGGGCCCUCAGGACGUUGCGGCAGAAACGCAAUAUGCACUAAUACACCUGGAGGUUUUACAUGUCAGUGCAAGCCCGGAUACUCAGGCAAUGCAUUCAAGCAGUGCAUCGAUGUGGAUGAAUGUGCGAGAGGAGAUGCCUGCGGACAUGGUGCUAGUUGCACCAAUACCGAGGGUGGCUACAAUUGCGCAUGCCCCGAAGGCACUAUACCAGAUCCAGAUCCAUAUAUUAAGUGUGUUGGUGUUGUUACCUGUGAAUUAGAUGGUGAUUGCCCGGGUAAUGCCAUCUGCGAUCCACAGAAGAGAUGCCUGUGUCCCGAGCCAAAUGUUGGAAAUGACUGUCGACAUCCGUGCGAAGACGUGUUCUGCGGUCCCAACGCCCACUGUAUGCUGUUGAAUGAUAUUGCCACGUGCCUCUGCAGAAAUGGUUACACUGGUAAACCCGGUAUCAAGGGGGGCUGCACAGAUAUCGAUGAGUGCGCGGGUAAUCCCUGCCCACCAGGCGCAAUUUGUAAUAAUGAGGCUGGUGCUUUUUCGUGUCAAUGCCCGAGUGGAACGACGGGGGAUCCUUACAUCGGUGGCUGUCAAAAAUCCGAUCUACCUCACAUAUGUGGACCUAGUACACCAUGUCCACCUGGUGAACAGUGCAUCAAGGAUGAAUUUAUUGGUAACAGCGUUUGCAUAUGCCAGAGAGGAUACACUCGUGAUCAUGAGACUGGUAAAUGCAGGGAUAUUAAUGAGUGCAUGGAGCACAGGGAUAAACCAGCCUGUGGUAUUAAUGCUAUCUGCAAAAAUUUGCCAGGAAGUUAUGAAUGCCAAUGUCCAUCUGGAUUCAACGGAAAUCCAUUUACUCUGUGCGAAGAAUGCAAUACAAUCGAAUGUCAGUGUCAACCACCCUACAAACUGGUAGACGGCAAAUGCAUGCUGGCUAGUUGCUCAAAGGGUGAAUCCUGUCCGGCAGGCGCUGAAUGCAUCACAAUAGCCGGUGGAGUAAGUUAUUGCGCCUGUCCAAAGGGCUACAGCACGCGUCCAGACGGUUCUUGCGAGGAUAUAAACGAGUGUACAGAAGGCCGCCAGGUCUGUGGUUAUGGCGCCGAGUGUAUAAACUUACCUGGCUCUCACCAAUGCAUCUGCCCCCACGGCUACGGUGGUGAUCCAUACAAUGGAUUGUGCGCCCCCGCCCAGAAGCGGUGCACAAGUGACACCGAGUGCCGAUCCAAUGAGAAAUGCGUCCAGCCCGGAGAAUGUGUGUGUCCCCCUCCAUUCUACACAGAUCCAUUGGAUGGUAAUAAGUGUAAAAAUCCAUGCGAGCGUUUUCCAUGCGGUAUGAAUGCCAAAUGCACACCAAGUGAUCCACCAAAAUGCAUGUGCGAGACAGGUUACGAGGGUGAUCCUCAGCACGGUUGUGUCGAUGUCAACGAGUGUGCGAAUAAUCCUUGCGGUCACGGUGCCUAUUGCAUUAAUAAUCGAGGUGGACACAUCUGUGAAUGUCCACGUGGUACUGUUGGUGAUCCAUACGGUGGUGGAUGCACUGGUGCAAUUCAACCGCGUCAAGAGUGCUCGAGUAAUAACGACUGCGACAAUUAUCUAGCAUGUGUCCAAGGUAGUUGUGUUAAUCCCUGCGAAAAUGUACCGUGUGGACCCAAUGCCUACUGCGAACCCGAUAAGCAUGCCCCCUGGUGUCGCUGUGUCGUUGGAUUCACAGAGGGUAAAAACAAUGAGUGCGUAUCCCAGUGCGAUGGCUUCAUAUGCGGUCGUGGUGCUCAGUGUAUUGUGUCUUACGAUGGACCAACUUGCAAAUGCAUCGAGGGAUUCAUGGGUAAUCCCUUUCCAGGUGGUCAGUGUAUACCCGAUAUGUGCUCACAGGAUGUACCGUGUCUCGAGCCAAGUGUCUGUAUAAGUGGUCGUUGCAAAAAUCGUUGUGAAGGUGUUACUUGUGGUAUCGGUGCUGCUUGUGAUCCACAGACUAACAAGUGCGUUUGUAAUCCGUAUUUCGUUGGUCAUCCAGAUCUACUCUGCAUGCCGCCUAUUGAACCACCAAAGUGUCUCCCCGAUUGUGGAGCUAAUGCACACUGUGAGUAUGAUUUUCCUGAAUUUAAAUGUCUCUGCAAUCCUGGAACAACGGGAAAUCCUUAUCAGGGUUGUGGUGCACAGAAGAAAUCUGAAUGCACAACAUCCACUUGUGGAAUUGAUGCCCAUUGCCAUGCUAGUCCUCACGCUGUAGAAUGCGUUUGUCCACCUGGUUACGCUGGUAAUCCGUAUAUUCAGUGUCAUGACAUUAACGAAUGCAAUGGGAAUGCUUGUGGGGCAAAUGCCGUUUGCAUCAACACGAUUGGCAGUUACGAUUGUAGAUGCAAAGAGAACUUCUUUGGAAAUCCCUUCAUCGGUUGCUCCGCGGUACAACCUGGCCCCUGUAGUGAUCCCACCACUUGUCGAUGUAGUUUUGAUGUACCCUGUCCCAUGGAUUAUACCUGCGUCGGUGGUAAAUGUAUCAACAAAUGUCAGAACGUCAAAUGCGGCCCCAAGAGCGUUUGCCAGGAUGGCAACUGCAUAUGUCCUUCUGGAUACACUGGAAAUCCAAAUGAUUCUGAAGGAUGUCGUCUCAUUGGCCAUUGCUCAAACGAUUUUGACUGUCAGCCCCAGCAGAUUUGCUUCCAGAUAGGUAAAGGGGUGCGUAAAUGUGUAGACGCUUGUUCUAAGCUCCAAUGCGGCCCAAAUGCCCUGUGCAUUACUCAGAAUCAUGUCUCCUCUUGUUUGUGUAUCGACGGGUACUUCGGGAAUCCCAGUAAUCUCGUCGAUGGCUGCCAAGUUGAUAGGUCUAAUGUCCCGGGAGGCUGUAAACAUAACACAGACUGUCCAGUUGGUCACAUUUGUCUGUUGGAUAAUGGUAUCCAUCAGUGCGUUAAUCCCUGUCGAAGUGUGGUAUGCGGUGCUCAUCAGAGAUGCUAUGCCGACGCUUCAGGUCACACUUGCAAGUGUGAGGAUGGAUACGAGUGGAAUCCAGUGUCAUCAAGCUGUGAGAAGCCAUCGGUACCGGACUGUAUUCACGAUGGUGACUGCCAGUCAAUAGCAGCCUGUCGACCUGAUGCCUUAGGUGUCCUCAAGUGCAUUCCCAUCUGCCAAACCUUCACUUGCGCCCCUAACGCUCAGUGCAUCGCCAAUAAUCAUCAAGCCACCUGCGAGUGCUUGGCAGGAUUCUCAGGAAAUCCAAAUGAUCGGAGAGGCUGCCAGAGUGUCCGUCAAAACAGAUGCAACACCGAUUCUGAAUGCUCUGAAGAUCAAGCCUGCAGAUCGUCCGGAGAUAUUCUGGUCUGUCUUCCAGUCUGCAAUUUCGUUACCUGUGGGCCAAAUGCUCUUUGCGUUGUCAAUAAUCACGAGGCCCAUUGCGAGUGCCCAUUAGGAUCAUACGCUGGUGAUCCAAACAAUCCAAUCAGUGGCUGCAAGGAAGUACCGUGCGUUUACAAUAUCGAUUGUCCACCAGCGCAACUCUGCAAUCGGUUGACCCACACUUGUCAUAACGCCUGUAACGAGCACUCAUGUGGCAUCAAUGCUGUUUGCAUCCCUGACGAUCAUCGUGCAAUUUGCCAGUGUCCACCUGGCUUCAAACCAAAUCCAGUGGCUGACGUGAGCUGUGCAGCGGUGGAGGCUUGCAAUCCAAAUCCCUGUCAUCCCACCGCAGUGUGCGUUGUUGGCGCUAAGGAUUCACCAGUCUGCCAGUGUCAACCGGGACAAGUCGGUGAUCCUUACGAGGCUGGAUGCGUGCCAGAGGGAUCUUGUCGGAGUGAUAAAGACUGCCCGGUACACGCAAUAUGUCAGAAUCACAGGUGCUUCAAUCCAUGUGAAAAUGCAUGUGGUCCAAAUGCCAUUUGUCAGAUUGUCAAUGGCGAGACGAUUUGCAAGUGCAUUCAUCGGUUCGUGCCAUCUGUAGAAGGACCUCAGCAUGGGUGUGUGAGAAGCAGCACUUAUUGUGGAUCAUCAGCUGAUUGUCCAGAUGGUAAUUGUCUCGAUGGCCAGUGCAAAGCUGUCUGCAGAUCCAUCGAUGACUGCGCUGUGGGUGAAAAAUGCGUCAGCAAUGUCUGCGUAAUUCCCUGCGUCACUCCGAGUCAAUGUCAAGCAGAUCAAAACUGUCACAACGGCGUCUGCAUUCUCGGUUGUCGAAGUAAUAAGAACUGCCCGGCUGAUCAAUCCUGCAUCAAUAGUCGUUGUCAGAAUCCCUGCGCAAAGGAUAAUGUGUGUGGAGCAAAUGCAAUCUGCAGCUGUAUCGAACACAACACCCAGUGCUUCUGUCCCGAUGGAUUCCAGGGUAAUCCAACUCCUCAACAAGGCUGUGUCAGAGUCCCAAGCAUAUGCUCAACCGAUCACGAGUGCCCGGCACAACAUCAGUGCACUGGAGGCCUCUGCCAAUGCACUUGCACAUCAAAAGCCAAUUGCGCACACGGAGAGAGAUGCAAAAAUGGUUUAUGCGUCAAAAUCUGCUACGGAAAUGGCAACUGUCUACCUGGAGAGCACUGCGUCGACGGUAUCUGCGAGGUUGGCUGCACGUCCGACGCUGGCUGUCGAAGUGACGAAGUCUGCAUCAACGGAAAAUGUCGCUGCAGUCACGGAUUCAUAUCAGGUGGCGACAAGUGCAUUGAUGUUAACGAGUGCAAUGAACAUCCCUGUCAUCCCACCGCUGAAUGUGUCAAUUUUCACGGAAGUUAUCGAUGUGUCUGCCCUUCUGGAACCGCUGGUGAUCCUGUUGGAACUGGUUGUUUAAUUCCCAAUCAAUGCCACGAUAAUAACGACUGCGUAGACUCGCAGGAAUGUGUCGAUCAUACGUGCAUCGAUCCCUGUUCAAUCGUCGAUUGUGGUGAGAAUACCAUAUGCUCAGUGAUUGAUCAUCAAGCGGGCUGUCAGUGCCAGCCAGGAUUCAUCGGUGAUGCCUCUGGCUGCUUCAAAGUCGAGUGCCUAACUGACAACGAUUGUCCAACCGACAAAUACUGCAACAGUGAGAGCAACAAGUGCUCUAGCCCCUGCAACAGAGUCAACUGUGGUUAUGGAAAUUGUGUGGCAGUUGCUCACAACGCCAUCUGUAAAUGUCACAAAGGCUUCGAGCUAGUUGGUGAUAUCUGCGUGGAUAUUGACGAGUGCCUCCAUCAUCCUUGUCAUCCAUCCGCAAUCUGUCACAAUACAGAGGGUACUUACACCUGCACUUGCCCACGCGGACUGAUCGGUGAUCCAGUCGAAUUGGGCUGUAAGAAACCAGGAGAUUGCUUCGGUGAUUCUGAUUGUCCAACGACAGCCGCCUGCAUCGACAACACGUGUAGAAAUCCGUGUGAUGUUGCGGGCCAGCAUAAACCCUGCGGUCGCAAUGCCGAGUGUCACGUGAGAAAUCACAUCGUACAAUGUAGAUGUCCAGGACAGAGCCAAGGUAAUCCCAGAGUCGAGUGCGUCAAGAAUGAAUGCAAUUAUCAUAGCGAUUGUGGUUCUCCCAAUGCAUGUUUCGAUCAUAAAUGCGUGGAUCCGUGUUCGGUGCCGAAUGUCUGCGGACACGGCGCUGAUUGUUCACCACUGAAUCACUCGGCGGUAUGCACUUGUCAGCCCGGUGGCACUGGUGAUCCAAAUCUUGGUUGCACACCUGUUCAAUACUGCAAAACUGACAGUCAGUGUCCAACCGGGGCAUCCUGCAACGGUGGAAUUUGCACAUCUCUCUGCACAACCGUUAGAGACUGUAUCGCUGAUCAAUUGUGCAUCAAUGGCCUGUGCAUGCCGACGUGCAGGACAAAUUCCACAUGUCCAGAGUAUCAAUUCUGUCAGAAUAACAUCUGCGUACAAGAAUUUCGUUGCAGUGAGGAUCACGACUGCGGUUACGACGAGAAAUGCAUUAAAAAUAAUUUGGGACAGGCCGAGUGCAAGCCUUCCUGCGAUCUCAUUCUUUGUGGAAGGAACGCUCAAUGCAAAUCCGACAAUCACAAAGCCACAUGUACCUGCGAUAAAGGCUUCUUCGGUGACGCUUAUGACGAUAAAAUGGGCUGUCAGCCGAUAGAGUGCGAGAAUCACGAACAGUGCUCCGACGAGAAAAUUUGCGAGCAUUAUAAAUGUAGAAUUGCCUGUCUGGCUCACAAUCCUUGUGGUCUCAAUGCGAUCUGCACAGCUCGUCAUCACGAUCAAAUAUGCACUUGUCAACCAGGAUACACCGGAGUGGCGACCCAGGGCUGCCAUCUUAUCGAUUUUUGCGCAACAUCGCCAUGCGCUCCCGGCGCAGUCUGCACGAACGUCCGUGGUACGUACAAGUGUCACUGCCAAUCGGGCACUGUUGGUGAUGCCUAUAACAGCGGCUGUCAAGUUCCAGUGGAGUGCCUCAAAGACGCAGACUGUCCAUCAACAGCCAAAUGCAUUGAAAUAAAUGGCAUUCCCAAAUGCGCAGACGUCUGUGCGAGAGUUAACUGCGGUCCAAAUGCUGAAUGCACAGCUAUAGCUCAUGCUGGCACCUGCAGGUGUCGUCCUGAAUACGAGGGUGAUGCCAAUGAUCUCAGAAUUGGUUGCAGGCCACAACCAGUCGUUUGUUCCCACUCGCAGGACUGUCCUGCCAACACCUACUGCUAUGAACACGUGUGCCGACCGUCUUGUCAAUCAGACGAAGAGUGCAAUCUGACAGACAGAUGUUUGAAUGGUGUCUGCAUGGAUCCGUGCUCUGUGAGAGCAGCCUGCGGUAUCAACGCGGAUUGUCGGGUAGUUAGUCACAUCAAGAGCUGCAGUUGUCCCCCAGGAUUUACUGGAAAUUCCGAAGUUGAGUGCGUUAGACUGCCAGUUUCCUGUCACCGCCACGACGACUGCAGUCAUGGCAACACAUGUCGGGACAAUGUUUGCUUGCCAGUAUGCUCGUCUGAUAAUGAAUGUGCGUUCAACGAGAAGUGCAUCAAAGGAAAUUGCCUCCUAACGUGUCGUCUGGAUAAUGAUUGCUUCUUGGGACACAUUUGUCUCAACAAUAUGUGCUCUUAUGGUUGUCGGGCUGACGAGGAUUGCAAUGCCAAUGAGGCUUGCUCUGGUAACAAAUGUAUGAAUCCUUGCGAAGCCACACCGUGCGGUCCCAAUGCCAAAUGCACUGUGAUAAAUCAAAGAGCAUCCUGCGCGUGUCCCAGUGGAUUUAUUCCGAAUCCAUCCGCUAGGAUCGCUUGCUCCAGGAGUCCAGGUCCACUCUGUGACGCGAACAGAGACUGCAUUCCAGGUAUGGCCUGUGUCGCUGGCACGUGCUCACCGGUCUGCUCCUCCGAUGCCAAUUGUUUAAGCAAUGAACGUUGUGACGCAACAGGAAUCUGUAAGUCACUGUGCCGACAGGACGAGGACUGCAGGAGUGGUGAGAUCUGCGAGGGUCUAGUCUGUCGUAUCGGAUGUCGGGCUGAUCUCGAGUGCCCCGAGAAUCUCGCCUGCAUAAAUAAUCAGUGCAUCAACCCCUGCAGUGUCACAGACUGCUGUGGCACAAAUUCUGACUGCAGCGUAUUCAAUCACCAGAAGCAGUGCAGCUGUCCGCCACCCUUGAUUGGCGAUCCCCUAAUAGGCUGUCGCAGGAGCUACCUGUCCUGCUCCACCGAGGCAUCAUGCCUGCCUGGCCACGUCUGCUACGGUCACGCCUGCUUUGCUGCAUGUCGCAGCGACAGGGACUGCCUGAACGACGAACGCUGCGACCAGGGUGUCUGCAAGUCCAUCUGCAACACCGACGAUCACUGCUCGACAAAUCAAAUAUGCGAAAAUCGCAUAUGCGAGCUGGGCUGCCGAAGCGAUCUCUCAUGCCCGAACGACGAGGCCUGCGUCAACAACAGAUGUCACAAUCCUUGCGAGGGUGGCAAAGCAUGCGGUGAAUGCGCUGGCUGCAGAGUCGUUGAUCACGACGCCCAGUGCAGCUGUCCACCGAAUUAUUAUGGAAAUGCUCUCGUCAGCUGUACGAAAUCAAUGAUUCCAUGCGACGGAACUUGCGAAUGCGACGAGACUGGAUACUGCGUCAAGAGUUGUGGAAGUAAUGGAGAUUGUUCAUGCGGAGAACUCUGCGACGGUGGCAAGUGCCGGAUCAAGUGCGACGCCAGUAAUUCCUGCGCCAAGGGCUAUAUUUGCUCAAAAGGUAUGUGCAUUACUGGCUGUCGCACCCACUCCGAUUGUCCAUCCUCCCUCUCGUGUACCAAUGGACGAUGCGAGGAUCCGUGUCUCGUUGGAGGUUCACCCUGUGGUAUCAACGCCCUCUGUAGGGUUUCUAGUCACCGAGCGGUUUGCCUGUGCCCUGAGGGAUAUCAGGGCGAGCCCAGUCGAGAAUGCUACCAGCUCGAGUGCCACAGGAAUGAGGACUGCGAUCCGAAUAAACAAUGCAGCGCUGACGGCGUCUGCACAAAUCCCUGCCUCCAGCACGGCGCCUGCGGAUUCAAUGCCCAGUGCCGAGUCGUUGAUCGCCAUGCCCAAUGCUCGUGUCCACCAGGACACUACGGAAAUCCCUUGGUCAACUGCAAACCAGGGGGCGACGAGUGCCUGCGAAGACCCUGCGGUAUCAACGCCAAAUGUCGUGAGACAUCGAAUGGAUUCGAAUGCACCUGUUCACCUGGAUGCUACGGUGAUCCACAUCAAGUAUGUGUCUGCAAAGAAGGGGAUUUAUGUCGCGAGACCAGUUGUGGAGUCAAUGCCGCCUGCAGAAUAUACCGAAAACGACCUCAGUGUUAUUGCCCUCCAGAGUUCCCCUCGGGUGAUCCCCUCCAUGCUUGCAGCUCUGAUAGAAGUGCACUUGACUGUCGUACCACUGGAUGUGGAAAAGGCGCAGAAUGCAUCAGGGAUGGGCCAAUAUUCGUAUGCAGGUGUCCACCAGGUAGUGCUGGCUCACCUGACUUCGAGUGCAAAAUAGAGAGAGAAUGCACGAGUGACUCGGAGUGUCCGAACGAGAAGGCCUGUAUUAAUCUCCAGUGUUUGGACCCAUGUGCUUUGCGCGGUGCCUGCGGAAAGAAUGCCCUCUGCCGUGUUAUACUCCACAAACCCCGAUGUACAUGCCCGCAGUGUUACGUUGGUUCACCCCAGACCUCAUGCAGACCAGUACCAAAAUGCCAAUCACUCCAUCCACCCGAAAAUAUACCAAUCGAUUGCACAACAGACACAGACUGUCCAGAGAGUUUAUCAUGCCACGGUAAAACAGGUGAAUGCCGUGAUCCAUGCACAACAUCUGGCAAUUACAAUUGUGAAUCAAACAAACGUUGUCAAGUACGUGAUCAUCGGCCAAUGUGUGUAUGUAAACAUGGAUUUGUCGUUAAUGAUAUUGGUGAAUUGACAUGCGCACCCGAGACAUCAUCGUGCGCACGUGAUGUUGAUUGUCCAUCAAAUGCAGCAUGCAUUCACAGCAAAUGUCAAAAUCCAUGUAUGAAUGGUAGAAGUAGAAAUGGUCCAUGCACUGAUGGAAAAUUAUGCGAUGUACUAGAUCAUCGUCCCAUAUGUAUUUGCACAAAAAAUUGCAAUCCCACAUUAUCAAUAUGUCUGCGUGACAACGGCUGCUCAGCAGACAUGGCAUGCCGUAAUUAUAGAUGUAUGGAUCCAUGCAGCAUUGCCAACUGUCCCGCAGAUGCACCCUGUUACGUCGAGGAGCACAGGCCCGUCUGCAAGUUCUGUCCCCCUGGCUUCGUGCCCGAUCCCAAAUACGGAUGCAUGAAAGACGUCAAAUGUACAACCCACGAUGAGUGUCCACCACAGUUAGCCUGUAUCAACGAUCAGUGUUUGAAUCCAUGCACAUCGGGAAAUCCCUGUGACUAUGUUGAGGACUGCCAUGUCCAGGAUCAUCGGCCGGUCUGCGUCAAGAACGAUAAGACAGCAGGAUGCGGCUAUUGUCCCCUCGGCCACGAGUGCGACCCCAUCACCAACACCUGCAUCAAAGCCGGUUGCACGAGUGAUCGUGAUUGCGCACUCACCGAGACCUGCGUCGGGCUGAUAUGUCAGGAGCCGUGUCUCAUCAGGAAUCCUUGUGUCGCUCAUGCUGUCUGCAUCAAUACCAAUCACGGGACAGAUUGCAGUUGUGAGGAAGGAUAUCAUGGAAAUGGAUUCAGUCUUUGCAAAGCAGUGUCGAGUGGUGGUGACGUGUGUCAAUACAACGAGGACUGUCCGCCGAACAAAUACUGCGACCGUUUGAACAGGCGGUGCCUGAAUCCCUGCGCCGAGGACAACUGCGGUGAAAAUGCCGAGUGUUACGCCGAUAAUCACGCCGCACAGUGCAGAUGUCCCCCGGGUACAGAGGGGAAUCCCCAAGUCUCGUGUGAGGCCAGUACUGGUCACAAUCCAUGUGUGCCAAAUCCAUGCGGCUCCUACGCCCUCUGUGAAGUCGAUAAUGGUGAUCCCAUCUGCUUCUGCCCAAAAGGUAUGACUGGUAAUCCAUUCGAAUAUUGUAUCCCCGAGGGCGACAAAUGCCAGGGGAAUCCCUGUGGUGCUAACUCUGGAUGUCGCGUUGUCAAUGGCCAAGUCACGUGUUUCUGUCUACCGGGUUACGAGGGUAAUCCACCCGCUGCAAUUUGCACAUUACCGGAGAAUCCGUGCGAUUCAUCGCCCUGUGGUCCGAAUACUAGGUGCAGUGUCCUCCAGAAUGGACUCGCCAAAUGCACAUGCCUGCCAGGAUUUAUCGAGUCACCAAACACCAUUCGCGGUUGCAUAGAGCAACUCAAUUCUUGUGAACCCAAUCCAUGCGGUCGCGGUGCCAUAUGUGAUGCCCUUCGACAACCACCGUGUUACUGUCCUGAUAACACAAUUGGAAAUGCUUACAAAGGUUGUACGGAAAUUGCAAUUAUUCCCCUUUGUCAGCCAGGUCCGUGUGGAGCGAAUGCCGAUUGUUACAUUUCGGAAAAUCGUGAGCAAUGUUACUGCAGAUACGGUUUCAUAGGUGAUCCGUACGCUGGAUGCCAUCAACCACCGUCAAGCCCCUGCCAACCGAGCCCUUGUGGUCGCAACGCGAUCUGUCGGAUCACAGAUUCAGGCCAAGCGAUCUGCGAGUGCGCGCCGGGAACUUCGGGAGAUCCCACGAGUACCUCUGGCUGCGAUAGUUUCGAAUGCACAAAAGACGACGAUUGCCUGCAAUCCCUAGCCUGCAUUGGUUACACGUGUCAAAAUCCGUGUCUGGGUGCAUGCGGUGUGAAUGCCAAUUGCCGAGUGGAGUCUCAUCAUCCCGUGUGCUUCUGUCGUGAGGGUCUCUUCGGGAAUCCGAUGUACAGAUGCUGCAGACCGAUGGAUCCAGCCCCACCGAAGACGCCGUGCUAUCCAAAUCCCUGCGGACAGAAUACCUUCUGUCAGGUUAUGCAGGAUCGUGCGGUCUGCUCUUGUCUGCCUGACUUCCUGGGAGAUCCCCAGACCGGAUGUCUUCCGGAGUGUACUAUCAACUCUGAUUGUCCCACGGACAAAGCCUGCAUCAACAUGAAAUGCACAAAUCCCUGCGCUCUCGGAAAUAUUUGCGGAGUUAAUGCGGAAUGUCGUGUGUCUUAUCACACGGCGACUUGCACUUGCAACAGAAAUUACUUCGGUAAUCCCUUUAUUAUGUGCACCAGAAAACCAACCAUCACAGUUCCUCCUCAAUCAAAUAUUACCCUGCCUUGUCAGCCCUCGCCAUGUGGUCAAUACGAUUACUGCGAGCCAUUCAACGAUAAAGUCGCAAUGUGCGGUGGAUGUGAUGUACAUAAUGCUGGAUGUAGACUUGAGUGCCUGAGUGACAGCGACUGUCCUCUCGACAAAACCUGCAUCGGGGGCAAGUGCGUUGAUCCUUGUCUCGGAUCAUGCGGAAUAAACGCCAAUUGCGAAGUCAUCUGGCACGAGCCGGUGUGUACCUGUCCAAUCGGACUAUUCGGAAAUCCCUAUCAGGGCUGCAUUCCUGAAGACGAUCACCGCGACGCCUGCAGCGUCUCUCAAUGUGGCGCCAACGCCGUCUGCCGGGAAAAACUCGGCUCUAUCACCUGCGAGUGUCUCGAUGGCUUCUUUGGGAAUCCAUUUAUCGCCUGUCACCUCGAGUGCCUCCAGAACUCAGACUGCGCUCUCAACACUGCCUGUGUCAAUCACAAGUGCAUCGACCCAUGCGUUGGUGCAUGUGGAAGCAGUGCACUGUGUGAUUGUGUGAAUCACAAUCCAAUUUGCUACUGCCCGGAGAACAUGUCUGGAGAUCCAUUCAUCCACUGCUACCCACAUACGGGAGUUAUUCCGAGACCCUCGAAUCCCUGCGACCCAUCCCCCUGCGGUCCUUACAGCAGAUGUCUCGUGUCACAAAAUGGUUAUGCAUCGUGCUCGUGUCAGCCUGAGUAUCGAGGCAGUCCACCCUUCUGCAGCCCAGAAUGCAUCGUGAGCUCUGAUUGCCUUCAAAUACAAGCCUGUAUCAACACCAAGUGUGUCAAUCCGUGCAAUGGAAUUUGUGGACACAAUGCACUCUGUGUUGUAAUAAAUCAUAACCCAGUGUGCAGUUGUCCAGCGAAUCAUGAGGGAGAUCCAUUCACCGAGUGCAUACCACUGGCAAAGGAAGAUCCUCAGCCGGUGUCUCCAUGCCAUCCAUCACCCUGCGGGCCAAACUCUCUUUGCCAGAUUAAAAUGGGAAGACCUGUCUGCUCCUGUCAAAGUACAUUCAUCGGGAGUCCACCAAAUUGCCGUCCAGAAUGCUUGAUCAGUCAGGAAUGUCCAAUUGACGAGGCUUGCAUUGCCAACAAAUGCAUUCAGCCCUGUCCCCAUAGUUGUGGGCCAAACUCUGAGUGCAUGGUCAUCAACCACACGCCAUACUGCUCCUGUAAAACCGGAUUUGAAGGCGAUGCGUUCGUCGGAUGCACCAGAGUAAUCGAGCAGCCGCCGGAACCUGAAGACCCUUGCACUCCAUCUCCAUGUGGCAACAAUGCCCUGUGCACUAUUGUGAGUGGAGCUGCCAAAUGCUCAUGCAUCCCUCCGUAUAUUGGAAAUCCUUACACAGGCGGCUGUCGACCUGAAUGCAUGAUCAAUUCCGACUGCGAUAAUCAUCUGGCGUGUCUGAAUCAACACUGCAGAGAUCCUUGCCCCGGUAUUUGUGGAUUCAAUGCUCAGUGUGAGGUAUCCAAUCACAUUCCAACGUGCUCCUGCCUGCGAGGAUACUCAGGAGAUCCAUUCGUAAGCUGCAAAGUAGAUAAGACACCAGGACCACCACAGAAUCCAUGCACCCCAUCGCCAUGUGGUCCCUACAGCAUCUGUCGUGUUGUGAAUGAACGCGCCGUGUGCUCGUGCAGUCCAGGAUAUCACGGGCAACCUCCCUCCUGCCGUCCAGAGUGCCUCGUGAGUUCUGAAUGCGCACCUCAUCUUGCCUGCAUCGGUCAAAAAUGCGGUGAUCCCUGUCAAGACGUCUGUGGUCUCAAUGCUCUCUGUCAAGUCACCAAUCACAAUCCAAUCUGCAGCUGUCCCGACAACUAUGAUGGUGAUCCAUUCGUUCAUUGCGCUGAAUCGCCUAAAGUACCACCAACCAAUCCCUGUGUACCUUCACCCUGCGGUCCAAACUCUCAAUGUCGUGUUCAAAAGGAUCGUCCUGUGUGUUCUUGCUCAACUGGAAUGUUUGGGGCACCACCUAACUGCCGACCAGAGUGUCUCAUCAAUCAAGACUGUCCUAACUAUCUCGCCUGUAUUCAAAACUCGUGUUCAGAUCCCUGUAUCGGUUCCUGUGGGAUAAAUGCCAACUGCAUUACCAGAAAUCAUCGCCCAAUUUGUCAAUGUCAAGACGGAUAUGAGGGCGAUCCGUUCUCAGCGUGUAAUCUCAAAGUGAUGCCACCUGUAGAGCCACCAACAGAACCGUGCAAUCCAUCGCCGUGCGGUUCCAAUGCCAUUUGCAAUGAGAGAAAUGGCGCUGGAUCCUGCACAUGCCUGCCAGAUUACUUCGGUGAUCCUUACCAAGGCUGCCGACCAGAAUGUGUUCAAAACUCCGACUGCCCUCACUCCAGAGCGUGCAUUAAUAAUAAAUGCAAAGACCCCUGCCAAGGAGCUUGCGGAUUAAAUGCUCAGUGUCAAGUGUUCAAUCAUCAGCCGUCGUGCAGUUGUUUCGACGGCUACACCGGAAAUCCAUUGACAACAUGCUACAUACGUCAAGAGCCACCGCCAACACCUGGUGAUCCUUGCGAGCCAUCGCCCUGUGGACCUUACAGCAACUGUCGUGUCAUCGAUUUUCACGCUGUCUGCUCUUGCCAGCAAAACUACGUCAGCAGUCCACCAAACUGCCGACCCGAGUGCGUAAUCAGCGCUGAUUGCCCUCAAAACAAGGCUUGCAUCAAUCAAAAAUGCGAAGAUCCGUGUUUAGGGACUUGUGGAAUUAAUGCCAAUUGCCAAGUUAUUAAUCAUAAUCCAGUAUGCAGUUGUGCAUCGGGUUACACUGGAGAUCCAUUCUCCGGAUGUCUGGAAGAUCGAAAAGUGCCAGGCCCAGAGCCAGGACCGGAUACCAAUCCCUGCGUACCAUCACCCUGCGGACCGAACUCUCAGUGCCGUGUUAUCGAGGGUUUCCCCGCUUGCUCCUGCCUACCGAAUUACAUCGGUCGCACGCCAAAUUGUCGCCCUGAAUGCGUCAUCAAUGAAGAAUGCCCUGGUAACCUGGCGUGUCAAAACGAACUGUGCACAGACCCGUGUCCCAACUCAUGUGGCAUUAACACCUUCUGCAACGUCAUCAAGCACAAUCCCGUUUGUAAUUGCAAUCCAGGAUACACAGGAAAUCCAUUCAUCGAGUGCAAGCUGCAGUCGUACGAGCCUACGACUACCGAGGCACCUAGAACACCCUGCAGCCCAUCGCCAUGCGGUGCAAAUGCUGUCUGCAAUGAGAGGAAUGGCGCAGGGUCCUGCACGUGCUUACCAGAAUAUUUUGGCGACCCCUACAUCGGCUGCAGACCAGAAUGCGUCACAAAUAGUGAGUGCGGUAGAACAAAAGCUUGUUUGAACAACAAAUGCAUCAAUCCAUGUACUGGCACUUGUGGAUCAAAUGCGUCCUGUCGAGUUGUAAAUCACGCACCUUCAUGUACGUGUGUACCAGGUUUCACUGGUGAUCCCACGAGGGGGUGUGAUAUAAUUCCACCAGCCACCAAAUCUCCAAUAAUCGAUCCCUGCCAGCCAUCACCUUGUGGACCCAAUAGCAACUGCCGUGUUCUACAUGAUCACGCGGUUUGCUCAUGCAUGACUGGAUUUAUCGGGACCCCACCAACGUGCAGACCUGAAUGCACCAUCAGUUCAGAAUGCUCCAGGAGCAAAUCAUGCGUCAAGAACAAGUGCGUGAAUCCAUGUCAAUCGGCUUGCGGUGAAAACACCAAGUGUUUAGUGGUGAAUCACAGCCCAAUCUGCACAUGCGCUGCUGGUUACACUGGUGAUCCAUUCGUCUAUUGUACCAAGAGCGAAAUAUCACCUCCUGAAUCAAGAGACCCUGUGGAUCCCUGUUCACCGAAUCCUUGCGGUCCGAAUUCGCAGUGCCGAGUCAUUGGAUCACAACCUGCUUGCUCAUGCUCACCAGAGUACAUCGGACGACCACCGAAUUGUCGGCCUGAGUGCACUGAUAACUCUGAAUGUCCGACCAACGUCGCAUGCAUCAAUCAGCGCUGCAAGAAUCCGUGUCAAGGUGCCUGCGGACAGUUAGCGAGAUGUUCAGUUCUCAAUCAUCUCCCAGUAUGCUCCUGUCCUGAGGGUUUCACCGGAGACCCCAGCGUCGAGUGCUCACCACACAUGCGCCCUGAAGUGCAGAACCCCUGUUCACCAAAUCCGUGUGGACCCAAUGCCCAGUGUCGAGAGAGAAAUGGUGCGGGAGCCUGUGCCUGCCCUCAGGACUUCAUCGGGGAUCCGUAUGACUCUGCCAGAGGGUGUUAUCGAGAAUGCGAGGCAAAUGACGACUGUGCAUCACACCUGGCUUGCGUUGGAUUCAAAUGCACAGAUCCAUGCCCUGGAACUUGUGCAACACUUGCUGUAUGUAAUGUUGAAAAUCACGUGCCGCGUUGCUCGUGCCCUCCUCACUACACUGGAGAUCCGUUCUUCUCAUGUAAUUUAGAGCCAAAGGAGAUACCCGUGCCUGAAGAUCCAUGCUCACCAUCACCCUGCGGUCCCAACAGUAAAUGUAGAACUGUGAACGGUCAAGCCGUUUGCACCUGUCAACCAGAGUACUCUGGAAUACCCCCGAAUUGUCGACCCGAGUGCAUUGUCUCCGCCGAAUGUCCAAAUCACCUCGCAUGCAUCAAUAAAAAAUGCCAGGACCCCUGUCCAAACACUUGUGGAGUGCGGGCUCAUUGCAGCGUUAAGAAUCACAGCCCCAUAUGCACGUGCCCAAUCGGCUUCACUGGAGAUCCAUUCUCGGUAUGCACACCUCAGGAGGAGCCCAUGACAACGACCGAACGACCACCCUCGUGUGAGCCUUCACCAUGUGGACCGAACUCUCAAUGUCAAAUUGUUUUUGGAACACCGGCUUGCUCUUGUCAGCCUAAUUACAUCGGUGUUCCACCGAAUUGCAGACCUGAAUGCACCCUCAGUUCCGAGUGUCAAAGUCAUCUUGCCUGUGUGAAUCAACGCUGUCAAGACCCGUGCACUGGAUCCUGUGGAUUCAAUGCACAGUGUCACGUAUUGAAUCAUAUCCCCGUUUGUACGUGCAUGGAAGGCUUCACGGGUGAUCCGUUCGCUGAUUGCUCUCUGGUGCCGCCAUCAACGGAGCCCCCACGUCCCAAAGAUCUCUGCAAUCCUUCACCCUGUGGCCCCAACGCCAUUUGUCGAGGAGGGGACUGUGAGUGCUCACCAGGAUACCUUGGGAAUCCUUUCGAAGGCUGCAGGCCCGAGUGUGUUCUCAAUUCUGAAUGCCCAAGGGAUAAAUCUUGUUUACGGAAUAAAUGUCAGGAUCCAUGUCCAGGAAGAUGUGGACAGAAUGCUGAGUGUGAUGUCGUCAAUCAUAUUCCUGUUUGCUCGUGUCUGCAAGGAUAUGUUGGUGAUCCAUUCGUGAGCUGCAAGCUUCAGCCAUUGCGGCCAGAUGACAGUCGAGAUCCGUGCAAUCCAUCCCCCUGUGGCCCUAACUCACAGUGUCGGGAUGUUGACACGCGUGCUGUUUGCUCUUGCCUUCCAGGGUAUUUGGGAUCACCCCCGAUAUGCAGACUCGAGUGCAUCGUAAGCUCUGAGUGCGCACCAACUCGUGCAUGUGUAAACAACAAGUGCACGGAUCCCUGCCUGGGUUCAUGCGGCCUGAACGCACGCUGUGAAGUUAUAAAUCACUCACCAAUCUGCAGCUGCUCGCCGGGACAAACAGGUGAUCCAUUCAGAAAUUGCUACGACAUUCCUAUUGUACCUGGGACCAAAGAAAAUGAAAAUCCCUGCGAUGCACGACCCUGUGGACCCAAUGCCGUGUGUCAAGAUAAUAACGGAGUCCCAGCUUGCUCAUGCCUCCCUAAUUACGUCGGAGCUCCACCCUCGUGUCGCCCUGAGUGUGUCAUCAAUCCGGAUUGUCCAUCGAACAAAGCCUGCGUCAAUUCCAAAUGCAUUGACCCUUGCCCGGGCAGUUGCGGAGACUUCGCUGAGUGCAGAGUCAUCAAUCACGCGGUGACGUGCACCUGCACCAGUGGAUUCACUGGAAAUCCAUUCGUCCAAUGUGUCACUGAGAAACAGGAGACAAUCAAUCCCUGCGAGCCAUCACCAUGUGGACCAAAUGCCAUAUGUCAACAACGUGACAACGCAGGAGCUUGUGUCUGUAUCGAUGACUAUCAUGGCAAUCCGUACGAAGGCUGUCAGCCCGAGUGCAUCCUGUCUUCAGACUGUCCAACGAACAGAGCAUGUAUUAGGAAUAAAUGUGGCGAUCCCUGUCCAGGCAUCUGUGGCACCAACGCCCAGUGCUCUGUUGUCAAUCACAUCCCCGCCUGCACAUGUCUCCCUGGUUUCGUCGGCGAUCCAUUCACAUCCUGUCGAAUCGAAGACCCACUGCCACCAACUUCGCCUCAAGAUCCCUGCAAUCCAUCACCAUGCGGUCCGAAUAGUCUCUGUCGUGCCAUCAACGGUCAAGCCGUUUGUACCUGCCAACCCAAUUAUCUGGGUACACCACCCAGCUGUCGUCCAGAAUGCAUCGUUAAUUCCGAAUGCCCACAGAAUCGUGCGUGUCAUAAAUACAAAUGCACUGAUCCCUGUCCUGGCACCUGCGGCAUGGGCGCUGAUUGCCGUGUCAUUAAUCACAAUCCAUUAUGUAGCUGUCGAUCUGGAACAACUGGUGAUCCAUUCACCCGUUGUCACGAACAGGAAUACGCACCACCAACACCAAGACCCAGUGACCCAUGCCUACCCAAUCCCUGUGGACUCUAUGCCGAGUGCCGAACAAUUGGAGAUCAAAUAGCCUGUACCUGCCUCAAUAAUUACAUUGGAUCCCCACCAAACUGCCGACCCGAAUGUAUUGUUAACACUGAUUGUCCAUCUAAUCAAGCCUGUAUAUCAGAAAAAUGUCGUGAUCCGUGUAUUGGAUCUUGUGGUCAGGACGCUGAAUGCAGUGUUCAGAAUCACAUUCCCACGUGCCUGUGUCGUCAGGGAUUCACCGGUGAUCCCUUUUCACUUUGCACAAGAAUCAUUGAACAGCCACGAGUACCUGAAGACCCGUGCAAUCCAUCACCCUGCGGUGCCAAUGCCCGUUGCGAUGCUGGACAAUGUACCUGCCUACCGGAAUACAUCGGUGAUCCUUACUCAUCCUGCAGACCCGAGUGUACAAUUAACUCUGAAUGUUCACGCACUAAAACUUGUAUAAAUCAACGAUGUGUUGAUCCUUGUGUAGGUACAUGUGGUACGGAUGCACGUUGCGAUGUCAUCAAUCAUAUUCCAACGUGCAGCUGUCCACCAGGCACAACUGGCAAUGCCUUCUCAGCUUGUCGACCGAUAACACCGACUGUCACACCGACACAGCCAUGUUCACCAUCACCAUGUGGUGCUAAUAGUUUAUGUCGGGUUAUUGAUAAUCACGCUGUGUGCUCCUGUCAAGCUGGAUUCAUUGGCAGUCCACCGGGUUGCAGGCCUGAAUGCGUUGUCAGCGCUGAGUGUGGAUUGACUCAGGCUUGUCUGAAUAACAAGUGUCAAGACCCGUGUCCAGGUACGUGCGGACAGAAUGCCCAGUGUCAGGUUGUCAAUCACAACCCGAUCUGCAGUUGUCUCGAGAGCUUCACAGGCGACCCCUUCACCAGAUGCUAUCAACGACGAGAUGAAGAACCCUCCCAACCGAUUAAUCCGUGUCAACCAUCGCCAUGUGGUCCAAAUUCCGAGUGUAACGUGCGCGGAGAGAGUCCCGCGUGCUCUUGCUCGCAAAAUUAUAUCGGUACACCACCUAAUUGUCGUCCUGAAUGUACAAUAAAUCCGGAGUGCGCGUCAAAUCUCGCAUGUAUUCAACAAAAGUGUCGAGAUCCGUGUGCGGGUUUGUGCGGUAUUGGUGCGGGUUGUACAGUAGUUAAUCAUCACGCCGUAUGUUCCUGCUCAGAAGGCUUCACUGGUGAUCCAUUCAGCAACUGUAUCCCAGCGCCGAAAGCACCCGAAGUGAGGAAUCCCUGUUCACCAUCACCAUGUGGUCCCAACGCAAUUUGUCGUGAAUCGAAUGGAGCUGGCUCCUGCUCCUGUCCACCAGAUUAUAUCGGAGACCCGUACGAAGGUUGCAAGCCCGAGUGCAUAUUAAAUUCCGAUUGCCCAUCAAAUCUCGCCUGCAUCAGAUCCAAAUGCCAGGAUCCCUGUCCCGGUACUUGUGCCCAGAAUGCUGAUUGCCGAGUUAUCAAUCAUUUACCAAGUUGCACAUGCCUGGAAGGUUACAGCGGUGAUCCCUUCCGUUUUUGCAACAUCAAGGAAGCUGAUGACCCCUGUCAGCCCUCACCCUGUGGACCCAACAGCCAAUGUCGAGUGAUAAAUGGCCAAGCAGUUUGCUCCUGUCAGCCCCAGUACCUAGGAACUCCACCGUCAUGUCGUCCCGAAUGUACAGUUAGCUCUGAAUGCCCAUUGGAUCAAGCCUGUGUUAAUCAGAAAUGCAUCAAUCCCUGUCCUGCAUCGUGCGGCAUCAAUACCGAAUGCAAAGUCAUCAAUCAUAGCCCCAUCUGCAGCUGUGGAUCAGGAUUCACUGGAAAUCCAUUUACCCGAUGCUAUUCCGAGCCAAGUAAGACGAGAGAGCCCCUGCCACUACCACCAACCAAUCCAUGUGUGCCCUCACCCUGUGGCCCCAAUGCUCAGUGUCGGGAGAUUGGUGAAUUCCCAUCAUGCUCUUGUCUACCCAAUUUCAAUGGAAGCCCUCCCAACUGUCGUCCUGAGUGCACCGUCCAGUCAGAUUGCCCCAGUAAUCAGGCAUGUAUUAAUCAGAAGUGCAGGGAUCCAUGCCCAGGAUCAUGUGGAUUAUUUGCACAGUGCACUGUUAUCAAUCAUACCCCGGUGUGCAGAUGUCUUGAUGGAUACACCGGAGAUGCUUUCACCAAUUGUGUCCCCCGUCCUACACCACCGAGUGACGACGUGCAGAGGGAUCCCUGUAACCCAUCGCCCUGUGGAGCAAAUGCUCAAUGCCGAAGUGGUCAGUGCUCUUGUCUCCCUGAAUACCAAGGUGACCCAUACUCUGGGUGCAGACCUGAAUGCGUUUUAAAUUCUGAUUGCCCAUUGCAUCGUGCAUGCAUGAGACACAAAUGCGUCGAUCCCUGUCCGGGGAUAUGCGGUCAGAAUGCCAUCUGCAAUGUUUUCAAUCAUAUCCCCAUGUGCAGUUGCCCUGAUAGAAUGUCCGGCAAUGCUUUUGUCUUGUGUUCCCCAUUCAAAGAACCAAAUGUUGCCAAUACUUCUCCCUGCAAUCCAUCGCCCUGUGGACCAAACAGCCGCUGUAGAGAGACCAACGGUCAGGCGGUUUGCACUUGUAUUCAGGGUUUCCUUGGUGCACCACCGACCUGCAGGCCUGAGUGCACGAUAAAUUCCGAUUGUUCGCGUACCGAAGCCUGUACAAAUCAGAAAUGCAUCAAUCCUUGUCUAGGCAGCUGUGGCUUCGCAGCCAACUGUCAAGUAAUUAAUCACAAUCCCAUAUGUAGUUGUCCUUCAGGAAUGACUGGAGAUCCCUUCAUUGUGUGUCAGGAUGCACCGCCCACACCUCCAGCCCCCCUGAAUCCCUGCCAACCAUCUCCAUGUGGAGCUAAUGCAGAAUGUCGAGUAUUCAACGAAUCACCAUCUUGUCUCUGUCUACCUCAAUUCAUCGGAAGUCCGCCGAACUGUCGCCCUGAGUGCAGCAGUAACAGUGAAUGUUCUAGUCACUUAGCUUGUAUUAAUAGAAAGUGUAGAGAUCCCUGCGUCGGUUCCUGUGCAGCGAACGCUGAAUGUCGGGUAGUCAGUCAUGCUGCAAUGUGUAUGUGCCCCAGUGGUUUCACUGGUGAUCCUUUUACCCAGUGCAUUACAGCGCCAAGUAAGCAAAAACCAUCAAUCGAUAUUACUCACCCCUGUUUGCCCUCGCCAUGUGGCCCCAAUGCAGUUUGCGAAGAAAGGAAUAACGCUGGUUCGUGCUCCUGCACCCCAGGAUACCUCGGGAACCCUUACGAGGGCUGCAGACCAGAAUGUGUCCUGAAUUCGGACUGCUCUCAAAAUCUCGCGUGUGUGAACUCCAAAUGCCGUGAUCCAUGUCCUGGUACUUGUGGACAGAAUGCCAAUUGUCAAGUGAUCAAUCACUUGCCAACAUGCGUCUGCAUUCCCCAGUACAGUGGCGACCCUUUCAGAUUCUGUUCUCCUGUUCGACAAAAAAUCAAUGUGUGCAGUCCCUCGCCCUGUGGUCCUUUCAGUCAAUGCCGAGAGGUAAAUACUCAGGCCGUUUGUUCAUGCCUGCCUGGGUACAACGGCCGGCCCCCAGGUUGCCGUCCAGAGUGCACAACGAGCUCAGAAUGUCCCUCAAAUCUUGCCUGCGUCAAUCAGAAAUGUGUAGAUCCCUGUCCGACACCCUGUGGACAGCAGGCGACCUGCAGAGUCCUGAAUCACAGCCCUGUGUGCAGCUGCGCCCCAGGAUUCACUGGCGAUCCUUUUACCAGAUGCUUCUCAAUGCCACCACCUCCUAAAGUUCCUGAACAGAGAGAUCCCUGUGUACCCUCCCCCUGCGGCCCUAACUCCCAGUGUUUCAAUGCCAAUGGGCGUCCGGCAUGCUCGUGUGCUCAGAAUUUCUUAGGUAGUCCCCCGAACUGUCGGCCAGAAUGCGUCAUAAACUCGGAAUGUUCCAGUAAUUUAGCCUGCAUCUCUCAAAAAUGCCGAGAUCCAUGCGCAGGCUCCUGCGGCCUGAAUGCCCUGUGCUCGGUCCACAAUCACGUGCCCAUUUGUUCUUGUCUUGAGGGCUUUACAGGUGAUGCAUUCACAGGAUGCCAGCUGAAACCGCCCACGGAAUCCCUGAACAGCGAUCCCUGCAACCCAUCUCCCUGUGGUCCAAAUACCCAGUGCAACAAUGGUAUUUGUUCGUGCCUGCCAGAAUAUAUUGGAGAUCCGAAUGCCGGCUGUAGGCCUGAAUGUGUUCUAAAUAAUGAGUGUCCCCUUAAUCAGGCGUGCAUCAGGAAUAAAUGCGUUGACCCGUGUCCAGGUACCUGUGGACAAAAUGCCCAGUGCAAUGUAUUCAAUCACAUUCCCAUGUGCACGUGUCUCCCAGGAAUGGCUGGCAAUGCCCUGGUCUCCUGUCAACCGGUAACACCUCCAAUUGCAUCCAGGCCCUGCACCCCAUCCCCCUGCGGCCCCAACAGUAUCUGUCGUGAAGUCAACGCUCAGGCCGUGUGCACAUGUGCUCCUGAAUUUCUGGGCUCGCCCCCGACUUGCCGACCUGAGUGUCUCAUCAGCUCGGAUUGCUCCAGAAAUGAGGCCUGCAACAAUCAGAAAUGCCGAGACCCAUGUCGAGGUACGUGUGGCCUCAGUGCCCAGUGCCAAGUGAUUAAUCACAAUCCGAUAUGUUCGUGCCCUGAGAGAUACAGGGGAGAUCCCUUCGUCCGGUGCUCAUUAAUACAGGAUAGACCCUCCCCACUGUCAGUGAACCCCUGCGUGCCCUCGCUCUGCGGUCCAAAUGCCCAGUGUCGAGUAAUUAAUGAUUCACCGUCCUGCUCCUGUCAACCUGAAUACACAGGUUCACCUCCCAACUGCCGCCCUGAGUGCGUCAGUAAUUCCGAGUGCCUCAUCAAUCAGGCGUGUGUCAAUCAGAGAUGUAGGGAUCCCUGUCCAAACUCAUGUGGCUCAAACACAGAAUGUCGAGUUGUCAGUCACACACCGAUGUGCGUCUGUCUCUCAGGAUUUACCGGUGAUCCCUUCACCGGCUGUUCAACAUGUGAGAGACCUUUUGUACCAACGCCCGAAAUGCCAAUAUCGCCCUGCAUACCCUCGCCCUGCGGUGCCAAUGCCAUCUGCAAAGAAUCCAACAGCGCAGGUUCAUGCUCCUGCUUACCAGACUACAUUGGAAACCCAUACGAGGGAUGUAGACCCGAGUGUACCAUUGAUUCCGACUGCCCUUCAUACCAGAGUUGCAUCAGAUCAAAAUGCCGUGAUCCAUGCCCUGGUGCCUGCGGUCAAAAUGCCGAAUGCAAUGCUAUCAAUCACUCGCCCACCUGCACCUGUAGCCGAGGAUAUACCGGCGAUCCGUUUAGAUUCUGUACCCCCAUCGAUACCAGUAAGUUAUCAGCAUUAAAUAACGCACCGAAUGAGCCGUGCAAUCCAUCGCCCUGCGGCCCCAAUAGCCGAUGUAUCGAUAAUAAUGGUCAAGCAGUGUGUACCUGCUUAUCAAAUCACAUUGGUACCCCACCAAACUGUCGUCCCGAGUGCGUGUCAUCCUCCCAGUGUCCCAAUCAUCUUGCCUGUGACAAUCAGAGAUGCGUUAAUCCCUGUCCCGCACCCUGUGGACUCAACACCCAGUGCAACGUUGUCAAUCACAGUCCAAUUUGUACUUGCAUGCCCGGUUAUAGCGGAGAUCCAUUCACUAUUUGCAGUUUCGUUCCACCACCCCCAGAGAGAGAUCCCGAUAUGAAUCGAGACCCCUGUGUGCCCUCGCCCUGCGGCAGUUUCUCCAACUGUCAAAACAUCAAUGGUGCCCCAGCGUGUAGCUGUCGUGAGGGCUACAUGGGACAGCCCCCGAACUGCCGUCCUGAAUGUAUUAUCAGCUCUGAGUGUCCCAGCAAUGAGGCCUGCAUAAACGAAAAAUGCCGUGACCCAUGUCUGGGCUCGUGUGGUGUGGGUGCCCGUUGUUUCGUUUCCAAUCACAUCCCCACGUGCAAUUGUCCAGAGGGUUUCACUGGUGAUCCCUUCACCAUCUGUAACCUACUCCCGCAAAAACCAUGGGUAAACGAAACUCUGGACAAAUGUAAUCCAUCCCCAUGUGGCUCGAACGCUCAAUGCAAUAAUGGAGAAUGCACUUGCCUACCUGAAUACCAAGGCAACCCGUAUGCAGGUUGUCGUCCUGAGUGUGUCCUGAAUGCUGACUGCCCAAGGGACAGAGCCUGCCUGAGAAACAGAUGCAAAGAUCCAUGUCCAGGUGCAUGUGCAGAUAAUGCAGUCUGCGCCGUCAUCAAUCACGUACCGAUGUGCAGCUGUCCUGAGGGAAUGACAGGCAAUGCAUUCAGCCGAUGCUCACCAAUUCAGCAGAUCGUUCCAGAGAACCCCUGCAAUCCGUCCCCCUGCGGUCCCAACAGCGAGUGUCGAGUUGUAAAUUCUCAGGGCGUGUGUUCAUGCCUCAGAGGAUACAUUGGCAGUCCACCUACAUGUCGGCCUGAGUGUGCUGUCAGCUCUGAUUGCCCUCAGAACGAAGCAUGCAGUAAUCAGAAAUGCAUUAACCCUUGUCCAGGGACAUGUGGAUACAAUGCACUCUGCGCAGUCGUCGGACACAAUCCAAUAUGCAGCUGCCCUGUACGAUUCACUGGCGAUCCAUUCGUCUCGUGUACACCAAUACCCAUGCAAGAAAGCCCACCGGAAUCGAGAGAUCCCUGCUCGCCCUCACCCUGCGGUCCAAACGCUCAGUGUCAGGUGAUAAAUAACACCCCAUCGUGCUCCUGCAAUCCAGAGUUCAUGGGCAGUCCACCCAAUUGCCGUCCUGAAUGCGCCAGUAAUGGAGAAUGCUCGUCUCACCUGGCAUGUAUGAAUCAGAGAUGCAAAAAUCCGUGUAUCGGAUCUUGCGGGGCUAAUGCAGACUGUCACGUCGUUAGUCACACUCCAAUGUGCAGCUGCAUGAAUGGUUUCACUGGAGAUCCAUUCAGUCAAUGCAAUAUAGCCCAAACUCCCCCAAUAUCCACGAAACCAAAUUCUCCCUGCGAGCCAUCCCCCUGCGGUCACAAUGCAAUCUGUAGAGAACAAAAUGGCGCAGGAUCCUGCUCCUGUUUCCCUGAAUACGUGGGGAAUCCGUAUGAGGGCUGCAGACCGGAGUGUAUAGUGAACUCAGACUGUCCUGCCAACCUGGCUUGUCUUAAUUCAAAAUGUAAAGAUCCCUGUCCUGGAACCUGCGGUUCCAAUGCGGUAUGUCGAGUGAUGAAUCACCUGCCGCAGUGCACGUGCAUUCAGGGAUACUCGGGCGAUCCAUUCCAAUUCUGCAGGAUCGUUCAAGAGUCAAUGGAAACACCGAAAGAUCCCUGCAAUCCAUCACCCUGUGGACCAAACAGCCAAUGCCGGGUUAUCAAUGGGCAAUCGGUAUGCAGCUGUCAACCAGAAUACAUAGGAACCCCACCAUCGUGUCGUCCUGAGUGCACCAGCAGCUCUGAAUGCCUCAGCAAUCAAGCGUGUGUCAAUCGUAAAUGCACAGACCCGUGUCCAGGGACUUGCGGCUUCAACACGAGAUGUGAAAUCAUUAAUCACAGCCCGAUAUGCUCGUGUCGUCCUGGUUUCACAGGCGAUCCCUUCAUUAACUGCUUCAAGAUGUCAGAGCCACUGCCGCCGGUCAGUCCACCGACUUACACAAGCCCCUGCGUUCCCUCCCCCUGCGGACCAAAUGCUGAAUGCCGUGAUGUCAAUGGUCAGGCCUCCUGCGCCUGUCAACCGAAUUUCAGUGGCUCUCCACCCAACUGUCGAGCUGAAUGCAUUAUCAAUCCUGACUGUCCAAGUAAUCAGGCCUGUCUUCAAUCCAAAUGUCGUGACCCCUGCCCUGGCUCUUGUGGAAUAAAUGCUAUGUGCAUUGUUAUGAAUCACACACCCAUUUGCAACUGUCCUGAAGGAUUCACUGGAGACCCUUUCACUAGGUGCUCCCCACAGCCACAAUCACCGCCGGAACCCAAGCCGUCGCCCUGCAGCCAGUGCGCUGCUAACACCCAGUGCCUCAAUGGCCAAUGCGUUUGUCUCCCGGAGUUCCAGGGAAAUCCUUACAUCGGCUGUCGACCGGAGUGCGUUCUCAAUACUGAUUGCUCGAGAGACCUCGCCUGCAUGACCUCUAAAUGCCGUGAUCCCUGUCAAGGCACCUGCGGACUGAACGCCCUUUGCAGUGUUGUCAAUCAUAUUCCUAUUUGCACUUGCCCCUCGGGAAUGUCUGGGAAUGCAUUCUUCACUUGUUCACCUGUCGAAGCUCCACCAGAAAGAGACCCAUGCAAUCCAUCCCCCUGUGGCUCAAACAGUCAAUGUCGAAGGAUAAAUGGCCAGGCAGUCUGCUCCUGUAUCAGUGGUUUCCUCGGUGUCCCACCAAACUGUCGCCCUGAGUGCACUGUUGCCUCCGACUGCGCUCCGAACAUGGCCUGUAGCAACCAAAAAUGCAUUGACCCAUGUCCUGGUACCUGUGGAAUACGCGCACAGUGUUACGUUGUCAAUCACAAUCCCAUCUGCGCUUGUCCUCCGGAUUUAACGGGAGAUCCUUUCAUCAUUUGCUCCCUAAAACCGCGAGAUCCAGAGCCUCCACAGAAUCCCUGCCAGCCAUCCCCGUGCGGUCCAAAUGCUCAAUGCCGAGUAAUCAACAGCUCCCCCUCCUGUUCGUGUGCCCCAGAAUUCCGUGGAACCCCCCCGAAUUGUCGUCCUGAGUGCGCGAGUAACUCUGAAUGCCCGAACAAUCUAGCCUGCAUAAAUCAGAAAUGCAAGGAUCCAUGUCCAGGCUCCUGUGGUACUGAUGCCGAAUGCAAAGUGAUAAGUCACACACCGAUGUGCAUCUGCUCACCAGGAUACACCGGGGAUCCAUUCACCCAGUGUACGAUGUCGCCAAUAGAGCUUCCUGGAAAGGAUCAGCCCACGCCCUGCGUGCCAUCUCCGUGUGGAUCGAAUGCAAUUUGUCGAGAACAAUUUGGCGCUGGUUCCUGCACAUGUCUUCCUGACUACAUUGGUAAUCCCUACGAGGGCUGCAGACCUGAGUGCACCAUCAACUCAGACUGCACAGCAGACAGGGCUUGUAUCCGAUCAAAAUGUCAGGAUCCAUGUCCCGGAGCCUGCGGUCAGGGCGCGCUUUGCCAAGUUGUGAACCACUUGCCAUCGUGCACCUGCCAAUCAGGUUACAGUGGCAAUCCUUUCAAUUUUUGCAGUAUAAUUCAGGAGCCACCAGGACCAGCACUAGUCAGCCCUUGUGAACCCUCACCAUGCGGGCCAAACAGUCAGUGCCGUGAAACAAAUAAUCAAGCAGUUUGCUCCUGCUCCCCUGGUUUUACAGGAGUGCCACCUACCUGUCGCCCUGAGUGCACAGUAAGUUCUGAGUGCCCCUUGAAUCGUGCCUGCGUCAAUCAGAAGUGUGUGGAUCCCUGUCCUGGAAUUUGUGGAAUUAACGCACGUUGUAACGUCAUUAAUCACAGCCCUUUCUGCGUCUGCAACGCCGGUCUUGUAGGAAAUCCCUUCGUCAGGUGUUUUGAGACCCCACCACCGGCCGAGGAACGUCCAGCACAGAAUCCCUGCAUUCCAUCUCCCUGCGGACCAUUCGCAAUUUGUCGCGAUAUCGGAGGAAUUCCUUCAUGCUCCUGCGAACAGAAUUAUAUUGGAUCACCACCGAAUUGUCGACCUGAGUGCACAAUAAAUGCAGAUUGCGUGAGUAAUCUUGCCUGCCUCAAAUCCAGGUGUUCAGACCCCUGUCCAGGAUCCUGUGGGGUUGGAGCUCAGUGUAGUGUCAUCAAUCACACACCAGUCUGUAAUUGUCCAGAAGGAUUUACGGGUGAUCCCUUCACCAGCUGUUCACCGAGUCCCUACCAACCACCAGUACCUGACGAUCCCUGCAAUCCCUCCCCGUGUGGCGCCAACGCUCAAUGUAGAGAUGGACAGUGCACGUGUCUGCCUGAGUACCAAGGGGAUCCCUACAGAGGCUGUCGUCCAGAGUGCAUUCAGAAUUCAGAGUGCCCCCUGAAUAGAGCAUGCAUCAGGAACAAGUGUGGAGAUCCCUGUAGAGGCGUUUGUGGGCAAAAUGCCGAGUGCAACGUUAGCCAGCACAUCCCCAUGUGUAGCUGUCCCUCCGGAACAACUGGCAACGCCUUCCAGGUCUGUAUCCCUGCAGAGGAGCCUCCAGUCGCGGACCCCUGCAAUCCUUCUCCAUGCGGACCAAAUAGUCGCUGUCAACAGAGCAAUGGUCAGGCCACAUGUUCCUGCGUGCCAGGAUUUAUCGGCAGCCCCCCAGGUUGUCGUCCCGAGUGCGUAACGAAUUCCGAAUGCUUGCUGAAUCAGGCGUGCAGCAAUCAAAAGUGCGUCGAUCCCUGUCAGGGUUCUUGCGGUGUAUCUGCGCAGUGUCAAGUCGUCAAUCAUAAUCCAAUCUGCAGCUGUCCGUCGGCCUUCACUGGAGAUCCAUUCGUGAGGUGCAUUAUUCAGGAGAGACCCCCUGAACCCUCCGUCACAUCAAAUCCCUGUGAGCCCUCGACCUGUGGUCUCAAUGCCCAGUGUCGGGUCGUCAACAACUCCCCCAGCUGCUCCUGCCUCCCCGAAUUCCUUGGAAAUCCACCCAACUGUCGUCCUGAGUGCGUCACCAACUCCGACUGCGCCAGUGCCAUGGCCUGCAUCAACAGGAAGUGUCAGGAUCCCUGUAGGGGGGUCUGUGGAACCGGUGCAGAGUGCUUUGUUCUCAACCAUGUGCCGAGCUGCAGCUGUCAACAGGGAUUCUCUGGGGAUCCCUUCGUCCAGUGCUCUCCUGUUCAAGUUCGUAAUAUUGUAGAUCCUCCCUCUGAUUCGUCUCGUCAACCCUGCGCUUCAACUCCGUGUGGCCCCAACGCCCUCUGCCGAGAACGCAACGAGGCCGGCUCUUGCAGUUGCCUCCCAGGCUACAUCGGCAAUCCCUACGAGGGCUGCAGGCCCGAAUGUGUUAUCAAUACAGACUGCCCAGCGAAUCUCGCCUGCAUUAGAUCUAAGUGUCAGGAUCCUUGUCCUGGAACUUGCGGUGGCAAUGCCAACUGUCAAGUCGUCGCGCAUUUACCCUCGUGCACCUGUUUGCCCGGUUACACCGGCAACCCCUUCGUCUUCUGUAAUUUGGUACCACCGAAACUCCCAGCACCCAGUGACCCCUGCAGCCCAUCACCCUGCGGAGCGAACAGCAGAUGUCAAGUGAAUAAUAACCAGGCAAUCUGUACUUGUAUCCCAGAAUUUAUAGGUACCCCACCGAAUUGCCGACCCGAGUGUACAGUGAGCUCUGAGUGCUCCUCGACACUAGCUUGUCUGAAUCAAAGAUGUCGUGACCCCUGUCCAGGAACGUGUGGUAGUAAUGCGUCCUGUCGAGUUAUCAAUCACAGUCCAAUAUGCAGCUGUAAUCCUGGCAGCACAGGGGAUCCAUUCGUUCAAUGUUUCCCAAUGCUUCCUCCCUCUACGGGUCAACGAGAUCCCUGCAGUCCGUCCCCCUGUGGUCCCAACUCCAUCUGCAGGAAUAUCGGCGAUACCCCAUCAUGUGCGUGUGUUGAUAAUUACCUGGGAUCCCCCCCGAACUGUCGACCCGAGUGCUCCAUCAACCCUGACUGCACCAGUGAUAAAGCAUGCAUUAGGGAGAAAUGCCGAGAUCCCUGUCCCGGCUCCUGUGGUUUCUCCGCUAAUUGUGCAGUCGUCAAUUACGUGCCAGUCUGCACAUGCCCAGAGGGCUACACUGGGGAUCCAUUCACCAGUUGUCAACCCACACCACCACCCGCAGAACCACCGGCACCAAGAGACCCUUGCAAUCCCUCCCCCUGUGGAGCAAACACCCAGUGCCAGAAUGGCAUAUGCUCAUGUCUCCCGGAGUACCUUGGCGAUCCGUACUUCGGCUGUCGUCCAGAAUGCGUUACAAAUGAAGAGUGUCCCAGGAGCAGAGCCUGUGUCAACCAAAAAUGCGUGGAUCCCUGUCCGAAGGCCUGUGGCAUCGAUUCAGUCUGUAACGUUAUCAAUCACCUUCCCAUGUGCAGUUGUCCCUCAGGUAUGUCAGGAAACGCCUUCAUCCAGUGCUCACCGAUGCAGGAGCCAGGGGUGACUGAUCCCUGUAAUCCAUCGCCAUGUGGACCCAAUAGUCACUGCAGACAGAACAACAAUCAAGCAGUCUGUACGUGCAUCCCAGGAUUCUUCGGUACUCCGCCGUCCUGCAGACCCGAAUGCGUCGUCUCCUCGGAUUGCCCGAGAGAUCGUGCCUGCAAUACCCAGAAGUGCAUUGAUCCAUGCUUGGGAACAUGUGGAUUCAGUGCUCAAUGUGUCGUUAUCAAUCACAAUCCCAUUUGCAGUUGUCCCGGGGGAAUGACUGGAGAUCCAUUCACCAGAUGUUUCCCAAUACCGAAGGAUCCAGCGCCUCCAACAGACCCCUGUCAGCCAUCCCCUUGCGGUCCCAAUGCCCAGUGUAGAGUUGUCAACAACUCUCCCUCGUGCUCGUGCUCUCCAGAAUUUGUGGGAAGUCCACCGAACUGCAAACCCGAGUGCAUUAGCAACUCCGAAUGCCCCUCCAAUCAAGCCUGUUUCAAUCAAAAAUGCCGAGACCCAUGCCCCAGCUCUUGUGGAUCAAAUACCAAUUGUGCGACCAUCAGUCAUACGCCAAUGUGCUCGUGCAGCCCCGGAUUCACAGGAGAUCCCUUCGUUCAAUGUAAUCGGGUGGAAAUGCCAAUUCCAACGAACCCAUGUGUGCCAUCCCCUUGCGGUGCCAAUGCCGUUUGUCGCGAGUCUUCUGGCUCAGCGAUGUGCUCGUGUGCCCCAGAUUUCUACGGUAAUCCGUACGAAGGCUGUAGACCCGAGUGCGUGAUUAAUCCAGAUUGCACUUCCAAUCAGGCGUGCAUCAGAUCAAAAUGCCAGAACCCCUGUUUGGGAACAUGCGGCCAAAAUGCCAUAUGUCAAGUGAUAAACCAUGUGCCAUCAUGUUCCUGUGAGAGGGGAUUCACAGGCGAUCCCUUCAGAUACUGCCGACCCGUCCAAAAAAGACCGUCGGACCCCGUGAACCCCUGUUCCCCAUCACCAUGUGGAGCCAAUAGUCAGUGUCGUGUAUCAAACAAUCAGGCGAUCUGCAGUUGUCUACCUGAAUACACCGGUGUACCGCCAUUAUGUCGGCCUGAGUGUGUUUCAAGCACCGAAUGCCCAUCAACUCGUGCCUGCAUCAAUCAAAAGUGUUCAGAUCCUUGUCCUGGAAUAUGUGGAAUUGGGGCUCGAUGUGACAUACGCAAUCACAGCCCCAUAUGCAGCUGCCCUCCUAACCAGACUGGUGAUCCCUUCGUCAAGUGCUUUGACCUCCCAACGAAUACCAUUGAACAACCUGUGAACCCCUGCGUUCCGUCACCCUGCGGACCUUUCUCCACCUGUCAGGAGACAGCUGGUUAUCCCGCCUGUUCCUGCGUACAAAACUACAUCGGCACUCCACCGAACUGUCGUCCCGAAUGCAGCAUCAAUCCCGAGUGUAGUCAGAAUCAGGCCUGCAUCAGGGAAAAAUGUAGGGAUCCCUGUCCAGGAUCGUGUGGUACUAGUGCUCUUUGUACUGUUGUCAAUCACACACCUGUCUGCACGUGUCCUCAGGGAUUCACAGGGGACCCAUUCAGCAACUGCUUCCUAACGCCACAACCACCUCAACCUCCAGCGCCAAAGAAUCCGUGCGACCCGUCCCCCUGCGGUCCGAAUGCUCAGUGUCGCGACGGCGCCUGCACCUGUCUGCCUGAAUACCACGGUGAUCCCUAUUUCAGCUGCCAGCCUGAAUGCGUUCAAAAUUCAGAUUGUCCCCUCAACAGAGCAUGCUCCAACAACAAAUGCGUUGACCCCUGCCCCAACAUCUGCGGACGAAAUGCCGAGUGCAAUGUUGUCAAUCAUAUACCCAUGUGCAGCUGCAUCGGAGAUUAUCAGGGCGAUCCUUUCUCAUCCUGUCAACCGAAAGAACGUCCCAAAGAGAAUCCCUGCGAGCCAUCACCCUGCGGUCCCAAUUCAAUCUGUCGUCAAUUUGGCGAGCAGGUGUCGUGCUCCUGCUUACCCGGAUACCUGGGGAAUCCCCCUAGCUGUCGACCUGAGUGUGUCGUAAGCUCGGAUUGCGAGCAAAAUCGUGCAUGCAUCAAUCGCCGAUGUCAGGAUCCCUGUGCUGGUGUCUGUGGACAAAAUGCACUGUGCUCCGUGAGAAAUCACAAUCCAAUCUGCACUUGUCCCCAGAAAUACGCGGGAGAUCCGUUCGUCCAGUGUUUCCCUAUGAGGAAACCCGAAGAUGAGCCUAAAAAUCCCUGUGUUCCCUCGCCAUGCGGACCCAAUGCCAUCUGUACGACCGUGAACAAUGCACCCAAUUGCAAUUGCCAGCCUGGUUUCUCUGGCUCGCCGCCCAACUGUAGACCAGAUUGUAGAAUUAAUAGUGAAUGCCCGAAUCACCUCGCCUGCGUGAACAAUAAAUGCGCGGAUCCUUGUCCUGGCUCUUGCGGCAUCGAUGCCAUGUGUCAGGUCUCCCACCAUCAGCCCUCGUGCAGUUGCCUGCAGGAUUACACCGGUGACCCCUUCACCCUUUGUACCAUGACACCGAAACGACCGCAACCACCUGCGCAAAAGCGUCCCUGCGACCCGUCGCCCUGCGGUGCCAAUGCUUUCUGCCGAGAGCGUUACGACACGGCAAUUUGCGAGUGCUGGCCAGAUUACCGAGGAAAUCCGUACGAGGCAUGUCACCCCGAAUGUCUAGUCAAUACAGACUGUCCAAAUUCUCUGGCAUGCAUUCGAACAAAAUGCCAGGAUCCUUGUCCAGGUACCUGUGGAAUAGGUGCAAUCUGUACAGUAUCAAAUCACGUACCGAUCUGUUCCUGCCCAUAUCCAUCGAUAGGGGACGCGUUCACGCAGUGUCACGUGCCUCCAAGACAGCCUGACAUACCAGAUCCCUGCAAUCCAUCUCCAUGCGGCCCGAACACCAUCUGCGAGAAGAUAAAUCAAAGUGUUUUAUGCAAGUGUCUUCCAGGUCUUCAGGGUGAGCCAUCGAGUCUCGCUGGAUGUCACCCCGAGUGCAUCGUCAGCUCCGACUGCCCUGGAGAUAAGGCCUGCGAAAAUUCGAGAUGUGUGGAUCCCUGCACCCAGAACAUCUGCGGCAUCGGAGCAACUUGCAGGGCUAUAAAUCACAGUCCCCUAUGCAGCUGUCCACAGCCACUCGUUGGAAAUCCAUUCGUCGAGUGUCGCAGAGAGGAUCUUUCAGAUCCCUGCAAUCCAUCCCCCUGCAAUGUUAAUGGAGAGUGCAGAGUUCGCAACAAUGUUGCAUACUGCAUCUACCCGGAGUGUCUCAUCAACUCCGAUUGUCCCAGGAACCGCGCCUGCUUCAACCAACGCUGCAGGGACCCCUGCAUUGACACAUGCGGCAUUAAUUCCAUCUGCCAAACCAUCAACCACAAACCGGUCUGCUCAUGUCCAUCCGGGUUCAUCGGUGAUGCUUACGUUCAAUGCAGAAUUACAGACAUUGAAAUUCCCAGACCAGAGUGCACACGGAAUUCAGACUGCCCGAACGACAAAACCUGUUGGGAGCAACGAUGUGUGGAUCCCUGCACUUUGGGGUCAUGUGGAAUCAAUAGUAGAUGCCAAGUUCUUCUUCAUCGUGCUGUCUGCGUCUGCAACGAGGGCUUUACAGGCAAUCCCCAGCAAUACUGCCGAGAGAUAGGUUGUAGGAGCGAUCAGGAUUGCCCUCUGUCACAAUCCUGCGUCAAUCAAGAGUGCCUCGAUGUUUGUGGAAUCACUCAAUGCGGCCUGAACGCAAUCUGCCAGCCAAAUGGAUAUCACAGAUCGAUGUGCAUCUGCCUGGAGGGUUAUCAAGGUGAUCCCAACCGUGCCUGCUACCGCCCUGAGUGCACGACUGAUUCCGAAUGCCCAUCUUACCUCACCUGCAGAAACACAAAAUGUGUGGAUCCCUGCAACUGUCCAUCGACGUCACAAUGCUCAGUCAUCAAUCAUCAUGCGAUGUGCAGGUGUCCUCCUGGAUUCACCGGUGACGCCUCUGAAGGUUGUGUCAGGGUAGCUGAACCUAUCCCUGAAUGCACCGUUGAUGCAGACUGUCCCAGUCGACUCGCCUGUUUCGGUGGCACCUGCAAGGAUCCCUGCGCAGAGACUCGGCCCUGCGUCACAAACGCCAAGUGCACAGUUGUCGACACCCUGCCGAUGAGGACGAUGAUCUGCGAAUGUCUUCCACACUUCAUAGGAGACGCCACCAUUGCCUGCGCCCCAAUUGCUGGACAGAUUGAGAAAUUAUGUACCACCAACUCCGAAUGCCCAUCCAAUACUGCCUGUUUGAACUCACGAUGUGUGAACCCCUGCACCAUUAAUCCCUGCUCCAGUCGGGCUCAGUGUAGAGUCGAGAAUCAUCAGCACGUUUGCACGUGCCCUGAGGGCUAUCUGGGGGAUGCCUUCACUGGCUGCUACAGGGAUAAUACACCAGUGCCUGAGUGCACCACUAAUGACGACUGUUCAUCGAAUCUCGCGUGUGUAAAUCAGUUGUGUCAGAAUCCCUGUGCAAAUGACAGAUGCGGCCUGAACGCCGAUUGUAUCAUGAUCGAACAUCAUCCCACAUGCCACUGCCCUCAGGGUUACGCCGGCGACCCACAGGGUCAAUGUUUCAAGCCUGAAUGCAAAUCAGAUAACGAGUGCCCUUACGAUAAAUCUUGUCGCAAUGGGUAUUGCGCCAAUCCCUGUCACGUAGGUGAUGUUCACUGCGGUCGUGGAGCUGAAUGCAGUGUCAUUGACCAUCAGGCUAGAUGCAGGUGUCCUCUUGGCACCCAGGGAGAUCCACGUGUAACCUGUGUCUCCGCUGUAUGUCAGUACAACGAGGACUGUCCUGAUCACGAGGCCUGCGACAGACUGAACCGAGUUUGUCGUCCAGUCUGCGACGAAGAGUCUUGCGCAGAGACCGCCACCUGCAUACCCAAAGAACACCAACCGAAGUGCGUGUGUCCAGCUGGAACGACUGGUAAUCCCUACGUUGACUGCUCUCAGUUACCCUCUGACAAACCAGAGUGUCGUACGGAUUCUGAAUGCCCAUCGUUUUUGGCCUGCAUUAACACUCGUUGCCAGAAUCCCUGCGCAUUAUCAGAAAUGUGUUCACCUGAUCAAGAAUGCCGAGUCCUGAAUACACUACCCCUGCGUACUAUGAUCUGCGAAUGUCCACCAGAAACAUAUACUGACAUCCACGGCAGGUGCCAGAAGAUCAUCUGGGAUAACACUCAAUGCAGGGGUGAUGAUGAAUGCCCUGAUCACGACAAGUGUCUCAAUGGCAACUGCAUCGAUGCCUGUCUGAUAACCCGUUGUGGCUUCAACGCUCAGUGCAGACCAGAGUCUCACACUGGAAUUUGCUUCUGCGCAGCUGAAUACACUGGCAACGCAUACAUCGAGUGUUCACUGAUGCCUCGAGAGCCCUCACCACCACCCCAACCGGAGUGUUAUUCAACGAGUGAAUGUCCAUCCGACCGUCAAUGCAUCAACUCCAAGUGUGUGAACCCCUGUGUUGCUGGUGAUCCCUGCGGAAGAAAUGCAUUAUGCCACGUGGAUGAUCAUAAUCCAAUCUGCAGGUGUCCAGUGGGUCACCUGGGAGAUCCCAGAAUAAACUGCAUACCACCGAAGAUUACCCUGGGCUGCCUCUCGAAUAGCGAAUGCGCUGGAACUGAAGCCUGUGUCAAUAAUCUAUGCAUCAAUCCCUGCAACUGUGGACCAAACGCUGAAUGUCUGGUGUCGAAUCACUACCCGUCAUGCGUCUGUCACCCUGGAUAUUCGGGAAAUCCCCAACUAGGCUGCACAAAACUUCAAUGUGAAACCGACCACGAGUGUUCUUACGAGGAAACAUGCCACCAAGGUCAAUGUGUGAGCCCCUGCCUGCUGGACAAUCCCUGCGCCAUCAAUGGAGAAUGCUACGGAAAGAAUCACCGAUCAUCGUGCAGAUGCGGCUUGGGCUAUUUCGGGAAUCCCGAGGUGAUCUGCGAGCGUGCAGAAUGCACAAGUGACUUCGAGUGCCCACAGACCCUGGCCUGUGAAAAUAAACGUUGUGUCGAUCCGUGCACGGAUAAAUCACCAUGCGCUGCCAACGCCAUCUGCUUCGUCAGAGCGCAUGCCCCGCUGUGCAAGUGUCCGGAGAGCCUUCCCCUUGGGAAUCCCCUGUCCUACUGCGAGCGUCGACCGCCAACCGUGGAGGAGCCAGAGUGCAGAAAAGACGUGGAUUGCCCGAGUCGAUUGGCCUGCAUCAAAGAGACAUGUGUGGAUCCCUGCCUGAUCAUCCGACCGUGUCUGGAGAACGCUCGAUGUGGAGUUUUAGACACAGUUCCAGUAAGAACGAUGGUUUGCACCUGUCCCGACGGCUGGAGAACAGACACCGACGGCUUCUGUCGACCGAUAACAGUCGUUGGUACCUGCGCCUCAGAUUCUGAAUGCCCUGACCAAGAGGCAUGUGUGAACCGACGGUGCAGAGAUCCCUGCAACUGCGGGCGCAACGCCAAUUGCUUCGUGAAAAAUCACAAACCCAUCUGCUCGUGCCUGGAGGGAUACCAGGGGAACCCUGAGGUCGCCUGUUACUCCCUGGAGUGCCAGAGGGAUUCGGAGUGUAUGCCCGACAAGUCUUGUGUGAACAACAGCUGUGUGAACCCCUGUCUUUUCAACGAUCACUGCGGUAUUAACGCUGAAUGCCUGCCAGUGGCUCACCGAGCUGACUGUCAAUGCAAGGAGGGCUACGUAGGAAAUCCCAGAGACAAAUGUCAGGUUAUUGGUUGCUACAGCAAUGGCGAUUGUCCAUCUGAUCGCUCCUGCGUUAAUCGACAGUGCAUCGAUCCCUGUCUGCACGAAAAUCCCUGCGCCAAAGCAGCUGAAUGCAGGGUUCACGCGCACGUACCCAUCUGCAGAUGCCUCCCAGGAUACAUCGGCAAUCCCAGUGUAGACUGCAGAGUAGAGCCACAACCGGAGUGUCGUGUGGACGGUGACUGCAAGACAUCGAUGGCCUGUUUCAAUGAGAAAUGCCAGGAUCCCUGCACCGUCGUUGAACCCUGCAUCGCACCAUCUGAAUGCAGAGUUUUACCUACACUUCCCGUCAGGACGAUGGUAUGCAUGUGUCCACCGGGUUACAUCAGCAGUGGCAGUGGAACUUGUGAGCCGACGACGCCGAUCCUUCCCAUCGGCUGCACACGAAAUGACGACUGUACACCAGAUAAGGCCUGCGUCAAUGGCGUGUGCAAGGAUCCCUGUGCCUGCGGCAGCAAUGCACACUGCGACGUCAUCGAUCACAAGCCCAUCUGCUCCUGCAUCAGUGGUUACGACGGUAACCCUGAUGUCGGUUGCUCUCGCGUUCUCGAGUGCAGGGCCAACGAUCAGUGCAGUGACACUCACGCCUGCAUUCAGAACACCUGCGUCCCAGCCUGUUCACCGAUUUUCUCUCCAUGCGCCAAGGACGCAGUCUGCUACGGAAUCGACCAUCAAGCUGUAUGCGAAUGCUCUCCAGGUCUCGCUGGAAACCCUCGAGUUUCCUGCAAACCUCUGGGCUGUCGCACCAACUCAGACUGCCCCACAAACCGCGCCUGCGUCAACAGCCUUUGCAUAAAUCCCUGCACCAAAAAUCCAUGUACUGGACAGCUGGAAUGCAACGUUCUGAAUCAUGCUGUCGAGUGCGCUUGUCCCCCUGGGUACGUCGGAGACAUCCUCAGAGGCUGCACACCAGUCGUUAAAAAAUGCAAGCAGGACUACGAGUGCCCAGCACAGACCGCCUGUUUCGACGGCGAGUGCAUCAAUCCCUGUGAGAAAAUCGAGCCGUGCGGAGUCAAUGCCAAUUGCAAAGUCCUGGACACCAAACCCGUGAGGACGAUGAUUUGCGAGUGCAUUCCAGGAUACCGAGGAAAUGCUGUCGUCAGGUGUGACAAGACGCCAGUCUGUCUGAUCGAGAAGGGACAGGUGAGGGAUCAGUACGGCAACUGCAUUUGUCCGCCUGGCACAGCCAAGAACGAGAUGGAUAUCUGCGUCCCAUGUCGUCCUGAGACAGGAAUGAUCAUCACACCCGAUGGCCGUUGCAUCUGCGCCCUGGAGAAGGGAUUCAUCAUCGAUGAGUUCGGCAGGUGCAUCUGCCCAGUGGAGCAUGGAUAUCAACUCGAUCGAUAUGGCAACUGCAAGCUCAUUCAGAUUAUUCAGUGCACCUCUGACGACGACUGCCCCGAUGACAAAUACUGUGAGAAUGGCACCUGCGAAGAUCCCUGCGUUAAACAGACGUGCGCUGCGUACGCCAUCUGUCUGGCCUCGAGACACCGCGCCAUUUGCACGUGUAUCAGUGGUUACACCGGUGAUGGGUACACUGUGUGCUCACCUCCAGAGCCUCCUGGCACCCUGCGAACCGACUUCCCUAAGCCGGAAAUGGAGGCGCACUGUCUGUCUGAUGGUGUCCAGGUGCAGAUUCACGUGCAGCAUCAGGGUUUCGAUGGUGUACUUUACGUUCGCGGCAGGAGCAAAGAAGAGGAGUGUAGAAGGGUUCUCUCCAUUCCUGCUGAUAACACUGACAAAACUGAAACGUUUAAGGUCAAAUUUGGACACUGCGGUCUGAUUCAUGUUAAUGGAGAGGCUAGCUUUGUUCUUGUUAUACAGAAACAUCCGAAGCUUGUGACUUACAAGGCUCAGGCUUAUCACGUCAAGUGCAUCUAUCAGACUGGUGAGCAGAAUGUCACUCUAGGAUUCAACGUCUCCAUGCUAACCACUGCUGGUACCAUCGCCAACACUGGACCACCUCCCACCUGCGCCAUGAAAAUCGUCACGCAGACUGGAGACUCUAUUGCAUCCGCUGAGAUCGGUCAGAAUCUCAUGCUCCAGGUCGAUGUCCAGCCACCAUCAAUCUACGGAGGAUUCGCCAGGAACUGCGUCGCCAAGACCAAGGAGAAUGAUAAGGAGAAUGAGUACAUGGUCACCGAUGAAAAUGGAUGCGCCACUGAGCCCACCAUCUUUGGGGAGUGGAUGCAGGAUCCUGAGACACAAGCCCUCACUGCCAGCUUCAAUGCCUUCAAGUUCCCCAGCAGUGAUACCAUUCGAUUCCAGUGCAAUAUCAGGGUCUGCUUCGGAAGGUGUCAACCGGUCAAUUGUCGUGGCUACAAUGCAUUUGGCCGUAAGAGGAGAGAUAUAGGAGACGAAUACAAUGACACAGCCCUGAGUAUAUCAGACGGGUAUGACGGCCAGCUCAGGGAAGAAAUAAUGAUUGAAUCAAAUUUAAUCACAACUCUUGAGAGGAGAGAGGAGAGAUACACGGCAGAUCCUGCGGAAUUGCCCGCAGCUCAGAGAGCCGAAGACAUAUGCGUAUCAAUGGUCGGCUUUAUAAUCUCCCUCGUGAUAACGGCGCUAUUGGCCCUCGUCGCCGUCGCCAUCGCCGUGUCCUGCUGGCUGAUGGCCUACAGAAGACAGCCAAAGACUGCUGGACCACUGCCACAUCCCCCAGAAUUUCCCAAUCCACUCUUCACCACAGAAUCAGUGGCUGAACCCUCACCCGAUUAUCAUCUCUCAUAAUACGACUCGGUGGAGGAAAAAAAUCAAUCACUGAGUCGUCGAUUUAAAAAAGAAAACAAAAUCGAUCAUUUUUGUUAAUCGAAGUAAUUUUAGGAUAAUUAAUUUUAAACGAGGA